UCGGCUAUCGCCGGUCUCGGUCGCGGUUUUUCCUGCGUCAUUCUUUUCAUUACGUGUGGUACAGUAGCUGUUUAACCUUUCUUUUUCUGUCUGUCGCCAUGUCUGCACUACGCAUUCUUGUACCCAUCAAGCGGGUCAUUGACUAUGCGGUCAAGCCGCGCGUCAACAAGGCGCAGACGGGUGUCGAGAUAGCGGGCGUCAAGCACUCGAUGAACCCGUUCGACGAGCUGUCGGUAGAAGAAGCGGUGCGGAUCCGGGACGAGGACCGGGCCCCGGGGGGCGUCGAGGACAUCUGCGUGAUCACGGCGGGGCCGGGAAAGGCGGCGGACGUGCUGCGGACGGCGAUGGCGAUGGGGGCGGACCGCGCGAUCCACGUCGAGGUGAAGGAGUGGGUGGAGCAGCUCGAGCCGCUGAGCGUCGCGAAGCUGCUGCGCACGACCGUCGAUGUCGAGAAGAGCAACCUCGUCAUACUGGGGAAGCAGAGCAUCGACGACGACUCCGCCCAGACGGGCCAGAUGCUCGCGGGCUUGUUGGGCUGGCCGCAGGCGACGCAGGCGAGUAAGGUCACGUUUGGCGAGAAUGAUACAGUGGAGGUCACGAAGGAGGUCGAUGGCGGUGUGGAGACGGUCCGCGCGAAGCUGCCGAUGGUUAUCACGACGGAUCUCCGCCUCAAUGAGCCCCGCUACGCGAGCUUGCCCAAUAUCAUGAAGGCGAAGAAGAAGCCGCUUGUUAAGCUGGCGUUGAGUGAUCUGGGCAUUGCGAAUGAGAGGCGGUUGAAGAUUCUCAAAGUUGAGGAGCCGCCGCCGAGACAAGGGGGUGGCAAGGUUGAAGAUGUGGAUGGCCUGAUCUCAAAGUUGAAGGAGCUGGGUGCGUUAUAAUGAUCGCCUCAGUUUAGGGGACUGAGCUGUCUCUCUACCUCGCCACAUGGCAAAUCAACAGAGGUCAAUUUCAUGUGUCCAUGCAGAAGAUGGAGCAAUGGGCAUUGAAUAUAUGGCUAAUGGCUAAGGCUUGCCUACCUAAAAGGGGGCAGGAAACCGCCAAGUGAACAAACUUCACAGAAUACACAGAAUACAAUACACAGCCAAUGGUUAUAAACCCUUUUCAAUUUUGAAGUAUCUAUAGAUAUAUGGUUCAACACUACCUAGGGCACCUAUGUCAGAUCUCCUGCAUGUUGGGUAGUAGUUGGCCCUUCACCUCAUGCCAAGCAUCCUCAAUAUUACCCAAUGUGUACCACCUAAGAAAAAAAGGGGUUCUUGUUGCCAUUGGCCUAUUAGGUAUUUACUGAGGUAGUGUUGAGCCUGUUGUUAUAUGCCUGGGAGUGAGUGUAUGUUGUUGCAAUGUUUGCAUAUGGAUACCACUGAGACUGUGACUGAGUAGUUGGUUAGGUAUUGUACCUACAUAUGUACCUAUUAGACCUGUAGCAGAAAAGUCACUAGGUGCCUAGGCCGAAAACGGCCUUUUAACCUUUUCUUUUUUUUUUCUUUUUUUCUUUUUUUCUUUUUCUCCUCUAUCAAAUCUAUC
Molecule: messenger RNA, 1521 nt
Organism: Hypoxylon fragiforme
Lineage: Eukaryota; Fungi; Ascomycota; Sordariomycetes; Xylariales; Hypoxylaceae
Product: electron transfer flavoprotein, beta subunit
Exons: 4
Coding region: 99-878 (259 amino acids)
Cellular component (GO): cytosol
Molecular function (GO): electron transfer activity
Source: RefSeq, a predicted model, not a curated record